Molecule: messenger RNA, 631 nt
Organism: Marasmius oreades (fairy-ring Marasmius)
Lineage: Eukaryota; Fungi; Basidiomycota; Agaricomycetes; Agaricales; Marasmiaceae
Exons: 6
Coding region: 1-558 (185 amino acids)
Biological process (GO): regulation of actin filament-based process
Source: RefSeq, a predicted model, not a curated record
AUGGUGGGUGGGUCGAAACAAUGUUCGUCGUCAGUGCACAGACGUCGAACGCGAGAAGAUGGUGGUGCGAAGAGAAGAUGCGGUGACUGUUACGGUCACACGCAUCCACCUGAAAAGACGUCUUCGCACCUGACCGGUCCGAAUACUACACUGUCCACAGUGGAGCAUCAACCAAAUCGAGGUAUAACUGUACCUUUUUCUGUCGGAAACUUGGCUCUGCUGUUUUUGUGGCUGUGCCUUAACAUCUUUCCUUCAUUCUGUCGUUCUCCUAACAACCCUAACAACAUACUACCGAACAUUCAACGUUUCAACAUGGUCUUGAACACGGAAGGAGAAAUCCAAAUCCUCAAGGAUAAAAUCAAGGAAUUCGGAAUACGGAAUUCGGACGAGAAAUACAGCGUUGCGUACGGGAUCUUGUACGAGAAGACGGCUAAUACCUUUGAAGCCUUAAACGGAACAUUAAGAGCUGCGAAGAAACAGAAGAAAAUCGCUUUCGACAAGGAACUGCUUAUGAUGCCCAAUGAUAAGGAGGUUCAGGUCGUUUUACUCGAAGAUUAGAAGACUAUAUUGAUGUGUCCACACUCAUACAUUUGAUUUAUACGAAUAUUCAAGCCUUUCCCUCAUGCGCCAA